CGUGGGUGGUUUUUUUUUGCGGUUACGGUUACGGUAUCGGGUAUCGGGUAGCGGUCAGUAACGGUUUUCGAAUUUCGAAUUUAUAUUCGGGUUAGAUUGGGUUAGAUUUCGAGAUUUUUCGAGUUUCGGUUGAGUUUUUCGAGUUGUGGUAUUUUUUUCAGAUAGCGGUGUUAUAUGUUAUUGGUUUUAUAUUUGGUUUUGGUUUUUUUUUUUUUUUUUUUGUAAUUAUGGUAAGCAUAUUUCGAGAAAAAGGUGAAAAGAAGAAGAAGAAAAGUUUAUUAUUGCAAUUUGUAUAAAUUUACAAAGUGUAGCUUUUGGUUGAAUCUUUUUGUUGGUCGCAUGUUUCUGUAGCUGUUGUUGUACUUGUUCUUGUGGAUGCUGUUGUUGUUGUUGUUUGUGGUGUUGUUGUUGUAGUUGUUUGUGUGUGACUUAAGAACUAAUCGAAUCGUUAAGUGCAAGUUAGUUGGGAGCCAAUAUCUGAACAGAACUCAGGAAACAUCAAACGAUAGCGGAAAGGAUAAGGAACUCAAGGAAUGUUCAAAAGAAAUAGUAAAAACUAAAAAAAAAGACUUAUUUACCACAACAUCCAACAAAAUACGUUACGAUAUACGGACCACUUGCGAUCAAACUGUGCAGCUGAUCUAUGGAAUAUAUAGUACAUAUAGUAUUGUCUGAGGAUUGCGUUUCAGAGAGAUCCAGAGUCUGGAACUUCGAUUCGAUUGACGUUCCGUCAAAAGUGGAUGUUGGAGAGUACAAAAUAUAUAGAGUUUCUGAAGGUUUUUGUGCAACAAAAGAAAACAUCUCGAUCGGUGCGGUUAACACUUUCAUUAUUUACAGAAGGAAAGUAGGUGCUAAGGAUCGAUCUUGGAAGUAUCUUCGAGAGACCGCAAAAACAUCGGGCUCGUUUUUUUUUGUUCGGAGGUGAAACACAUGAGUCGUAUAUAUUACAAAAUCAAAAUGAUAAAUUCGAAGAUGAGCAAACAAAAUACGUAUAGAUGAACACUUUUCGUUUUUGGUCGUUGGAAAUUUUUUCUGUUUGUCUGUUGCAACAGUUUGGUUGGUUUUUAUACAUACAAGCAUUAUAUAUGACUUUCUUUUUGGUUUUCUGUAUACUUUUUUUCAGUUGCUUUGUUAAAACAAAAUGUACACAUAUUGUUGUAUUUCUUUUUUAUAUCUGUAUUGAUAUUUGUCAAAGCGCAGUGGGAAGUUUUGUUGUAUUUCAUUUUGCCUUCACUAUAAUCAAAAAGAAACAGAUAAAACACAAAAACAUUUGGAAAAACUUUGUCGGAGAACUGAAACCGAUAAAAAUACGUUCAAUCGAUGCGAAUUAAUUGUUUGGCACAUUAGCGAAGGAAGCGCAGGCAGAUAUGAUGGAUCGGAUACGGAUUCGGAUUCGGAUUCGGAUUCGGAAUCGGUGGGUUUAACUAAUGCAACAAAUGCAGGCACUAACCUUACAGCUACGAACUACUUAAAAGUGUACUGAAUGUGGAGCGGGAGGCGGUGGAUGGGGACUCUAAUGAAUGAAUGGAGGCGAUAUGAUAAUUGGCCUGGUUAAUACUAUAUACUAUAUAUAGCGGUGUAAGUGGAGAACGAGUCUUUCGUAACUCCCAUUCAUAAGUCUCACUGAAGCUGAAGCUAAAGCUGAAUCAGAAAACUGAAAACUGGAACUGGAAGUGGAAGUUGAGCAGGUGUAGGGCAAGUCAAGUUCGGAUAACUCGCUCUUGGCAACUUAACAAGUGGCUCGUGCCCAGGUGAACUACCCCACAGCGGUUGAUUAUAAUGCUAAUUAAUGCCCAGUCAUGCUGUUGAUCGGCCCAUAGCUAAUGGUCUGGGUUUUCUGACCCAAUCACACUCAUUCACGCUUCGAACUAACUCAUCCACUGACGCAAAACCCAAAGACACCUGUGAAAUCUCAGAUCGCAUCGCGGGAAUUCAUCAUAAUCUUUGAAGACCAGGGAGAAAGAACUCUCACCCAGAGAUUAUUCACCUCGGAACCUGUUCCAAAAUGCGGGUCUGAUUAUUUUAGACAGUGCAAUUAGCCAGAAUUAAUGGCAGUCCAUCUGUAUUAGCUGCACUCAAGUAUGAACUUACCCCAAAAGUAUUUUAUAAUAUCGAAAAUUCAUCACCGUUCGGAGACAAAGACGAGGGGCAAUUUACCUUACCAAAGCGCUUAAAUCACAUAAUGAAUUAUUUAAGUUCAGCAUGAAUCAUGCUACGUAACUGAAAAAAAAAAAACACUCAAGAUCAACACUCAAGCUGGAAAUUUCGCCUGUCGACCUGAGUAGUGUGCCAAAUGAUCUAAGAGAUGCAAAUCCGCGAGACAAACAAAACGCUCAACUUGUCACUCAACCUGUUUGCAUAUUACAAUCUUAUACGAAACUAAAUCUCAACUCGGAAUUGAAAUCCGAAUCGGAAACGGUGGCAACCUGACUUGGCGACCCCCAAAGCGAGUUCCAAGAAAUGGCGCAAAUAUUCCUGGGAUCCACUUGUGACGUCGAGCCAAUUUGUUUACGCUCCAUAAGUGGCUCGGAUAACAACAACAAAGCGAGUGGUGAGCGGUGAUAAAGUGGUGUCCGAUAUCCGACUGAUAACCCACCAGCGACUCAACCGAUGCACUCACUUCGCGGCGAGCCGAGAGUUAAAGCCUGACUUCGGAAUCAAACGCUUCGAUUGCUGCGGUCGCUGUUGUAAAUAAAUGCGAGGUUUAUAAAUACAACGCCGAGGGGCGCGCGUCGUCAUUUAGUCACGAAGCUUUAACCAAACCGCAUCGGAACGCGAGUCCCCCGCCAAAACGCCACUUAUCGAACCGCAAUGUUUCAGAAAAGGAUUAUCGAGCUGAUCACCGUGCUGGUGUACUGGGUGAUCAUCACCCCGACAACCUAUAAAUACUGCACACAGAACGGAAUAAUCAGGAUGAGCUUCGACACGCUGGUGGGCACCGUGGGUGACCACUGCACCCUGGCCCUCUGCCUCAUGAUCGGAUACGUGGUCUUCUAUCGCAUCAUCAUAUUCAUCUACAUGAAGCUCAAAGUGUGCGACAUCCGCAUGUGGGACGAGUUGCAGCGCGCCAAGGAGGAUCCCGAGGCGCACUUGGAUAAGAAGUCCUAUUACCAGCCCGUCUCCACCGAGAACAUCGAUGUCGUGGACUCCGGAAAGAAGAAGGGAAAGCCAACCAGCCCAAAGAUGAUCAGGACCAUCAGCAAUCCGCUGCUCAUCGAAAGCGAUUUGGCGCGCAUUCACAUCAAGCACGAAACGCGAAAGCUGGAGUGUGCCACCCUGCCGCGACUGCAGCAGGCGCAGGUCCACCCUAGUCCGAGUCCCAGCUUGAGGAGUGCACCACCCGUGCCCCAAAUGCAGAAGAGUGCCACACUUCCCAAUCAACACAGCACCGGCGUCAUCAUGUCUCCCAAGGUUCUGAUGCCCAAAACCCAACAGGUGUAGACAGAAGUGAUCGCAUCCUUAGCCCAAUUCAAAAAGGAUUAUAUCCGCAUCAAGUAUUAGCUAGUGCCCAAAGAUCGAUUAUCGAUAACAAAUCGAAAUUAGUCAAUCGCCACAUUCCAGUGAACUCGUUCGCGCGAUUUAAAUUAAUUCCUUAGUUAGUGAAUUUAUAUUUAUUGCUAAAUAUAAGGCAGCUAUUGUUAUCUGUGUAACUACUUAUGCAAUUUAUUAAAACAAUAAUAAAUGAUAAGCAUAUUUUUAAAAAAA
Messenger RNA from Drosophila ficusphila, 3705 nucleotides. RefSeq lists its product as uncharacterized. The record is from RefSeq and is a predicted model, not a curated record. The transcript has a single exon. Bases 2812 to 3441 code for a protein of 209 amino acids. NCBI's taxonomy places the organism in Eukaryota, Metazoa, Arthropoda, Insecta, Diptera, Drosophilidae.